This is a messenger RNA of Penicillium bovifimosum, 4749 nucleotides long. RefSeq names its product ATP12 ATPase F1F0-assembly protein. The record is from RefSeq and is a predicted model, not a curated record. NCBI's taxonomy places the organism in Eukaryota, Fungi, Ascomycota, Eurotiomycetes, Eurotiales, Aspergillaceae. Gene Ontology annotation, molecular function: sterol binding; protein binding. Bases 1 to 4749 code for a protein of 1582 amino acids. Gene Ontology annotation, biological process: endocytosis; maintenance of cell polarity; piecemeal microautophagy of the nucleus. The transcript is spliced from 6 exons. Gene Ontology annotation, cellular component: cytosol; intracellular membrane-bounded organelle; nuclear envelope.
AUGGCCGCUUUCACUCGUGCUGCGCUCCCGUUGCAGCUAUCCGCCGUCCCCCGUACCCCCGUCUCGUUAUGCCGGCGCAUUCACUCGUCUCCGUUCAGAUCGGCCGUUGCACACCCAAUCACUGCUCACGGCCCUCCUCCUAAAGCUCCAGCGCCUCCCUCAGGGGUCAAGGAAAUUUCCAACUCGAAAGAUGCAGAGCCCCCGGCUUCGGAGGACAAAUUAUCGCGAUCUAAUCUCACCGCGGCACUGAAGAAGCGGUUCUGGAAAGAUGUUCAUGUGCAUGCGAAGCCAGACGAAUACCAAGUCUUGCUUGACAAGCGACCCGUGAGAACCCCGGCGAAAGAAGUGCUAUCUAUUCCUUCCACAAAACCUCACCUCGCCCACGCCGUUGCCCUGGAGUGGGAUGUGAUGCGCUCUGCCCAACAGGCCCUCAAGAGCCACCUUAUUCCCAUGACCUCGAUUGCAGCCCGCGCCACCGAUAUCGCCCGUGAAGAUGCCGAGGGCGUAAACACCACCAGAAAACAGAUCGUUGCCACAGCCAUGCGCUAUCUAGAUACUGAUACGCUACUCUGCUGGGAGCCCGAGCGACCAGUUCACGCGUUGGACCGAACGGCCGACGGAAAGCCCAUCGAGACUCUCCGCCAGAUUCAGACGAGGGUCGCGGGGGAUAUUAUGAGCUUCUUGUCUACAAAGGUGUGGCCGGGACUCGAGAUUAUCCCUAUUCUCGAUGUCGAUAGCAUUUUACCUCUCGCCCAGCCGAAGGGUACCAAGGAGAGCAUCUCCAAAUGGGUUUCGGAACUGUCUGCGCAUGACUUGGCUGGCCUUGAGCGGGGUAUUCUGGCUUCCAAGAGUCUUCUCAUCGCGGUCCGUCUCUUGGUCGAAUGGAGUGAGAACUUCCGCCACCUCCAGCGAUCUGAGACGAAGAAGUUCGGUAUUGAGGAGGCGGCCGAGGCAGCUAGUCUGGAGGUGACCUGGCAGACCAACAUGUGGGGUGAGGUUGAGGAUACCCACGAUGUGGGCAAGGAAGACUUGAAGCGACAAUUGGGCAGUGUUGUGGUCCUUGUCACACUGGCCCUCCUCCACCGCGAUAAGUCCAAGGGCGAAAAUAAAGAUAUUGAUGACAGCGGUGAUAGUAACAACUCAGUCACUUCCGCCUCUACCUCCUCGAAUCCUGGCUCGUUGAAACACACCCGCAGCAGCAGCCGCCACAGCCGUCGCAAACAGGCCCAGGACCCGAGUCCGCCCCCGGCCAUUCAAGAAUCCGCCGAGGAUAUGGACACGACUGAACACAUGCCCUCGGUACUCGAGGGGGACAGUGGCACCAUGUCGCUUGAACAGUCUGUUCGCACCUUUCGUCUCUUCGAAAUAUUGCGUAGCGGGGAUACCAACGCCAUCGCCAAGGCCAUCAACGACACCAACGACGCACAGGGCGCGAAUGGUCUCAACGGCACGACCGUCCUUCAUCUGGCUCUGCAAUGCGCCGAGCCAGAUGUCGUGGAAUAUGUGAUGUCCGCAGCGGAAGACCUCGACAUCAACUCGCGCGAUCGAGAUGGAAACACGCCACUUCACAUUGCCGCCCAGUUGGGUCGGGGCCCGCUUGUUCGCGAAUUGCUGAAUCGACCAUCUAUCAAUGAUUCUAUUGUCAAUUAUCGGGGUCAGACGGCCCUUGAUAUGGCCCGAACCCCUGAUAUCUUCCAGCAGCUUCAGCUUGCGCGGUCUCUCUUCAUCGAUAGCAAGAACCAGGAAAUCCAGGCGUUGAUCCAGCGCUCUGAUUACAAGAACUUGGAGGCUUUGCUGGAAGAGCCCCGGGUAGAGGGUAUUAUGGAUGUGAACAGCCAGGACCUGGUUACCGACGUGACGACUGUCCAGUCCGGCGGCACGCUCUUGCAUGAGGGCGCGAGAAAUAAAGAUGCGCAGCUUAUUGAGAUCCUCUUGACGCAUGGUGCGGAUCCUUUCCGCCGCGACAAGAAGGGGAAGCUGCCGCAGGAUGUUACCAAAGAUGAUAAGAUCCGUGCUCUAUUGAAGAGAUCCCCGGCGGCUGCUAUUGCACAGCGCGGCAUCCAGGAGAGGGCUAUCCUCGGAAAUAGUAAUGCCCAAGGACUCGCCGGUCGUGUUUCGGUGGGUGACGCCCCGCUUGCUGGCAAGGAUGCUCGCGAGAUGAGAGGUUACCUCAAGAAAUGGACGAACUAUACCACCGGCUACAAGCUGCGUUGGUUUGUCCUGGAAGAUGGAGUUUUGAGUUAUUAUAAACACCAGGAUGAUGCAGGGUCUGCCUGUCGCGGUGCGAUCAACAUGAAGAUUGCUAGACUUAACAUGGAUGCGCAGGACAAGACGCGCUUUGAGAUCCAUGGCAAGUCAUCCGUCAAAUAUCACCUUAAGGCAAACCAUGUUGUGGAGGCCAAACGCUGGUUCUGGUCCCUCAAUAAUGCCAUCCAGUGGGCCAAGGACGAAGCGAAGGAGGAGGAGCGUCAGCGGACAAAGAACGCAGAGGUGCUUCGCCAGGCCAAGAUAGAUCAUACUCCGUCUGAGUCUGGCCUCUCUCACAAACCCAGCGUCAAGGGUCUGGCUCCUCCCUCUUUGGGCGGUGGCAGCAGCAGUGGCACAAGGCUCAGCACAUAUGCAUCCCGCACCACCCUUGAUAUCCCGGGCGGGGACGAGGAUAGCUCUGCCUACGGUGGCUCUAUUGAACAGUACAACUCUGGCCCUAGCGAGAUGAACAGAGUCAUCAGCCAUGUAACAACUGCACCGGACGCGGAGGGCGAGGAUGAAGAAUUCGUCGAUUAUGGCUCGAGUCACGAGAACGAGAUGCCGGCCGCUGAUAAGGAUGCUCUGAAUAUCACCGCACAGUCUGCGAAGCUUCAACUGGAUCUUCUCGCAAAUGUGGCUGCCUCGCUACAGGCCGAAAAGUCCAAGAAUCCGGACAUGACCAUCACGGAUCCAGCCCUUGAACAGGCACUUGGCGCCUACGAGGCUGCAGUCAGCAGUCUCAAGGGGCUUGUGCAGAAUUUGCUCAAGAUCUCGCGGGAUCGAGACUCUUAUUGGCAGUCUCGUCUUAGCAGAGAGGAGUCCAUUCGCCAGAUGUGGGAAGAGAGCAUGGCUCGCGUGGCUCAAGAGCAUGAGGAGCUGCAGUCCAAGAUGGGCGAGUCUGAGGAAAAGCGGAAGCGAACCAAGCGUGCUCUGAAGGAAGCCCUCGAGAAUGCGACAGGAAGUAGCCGCUCUCUUGCCGGGGCGCCUUCCCGUUUGCCAGCAGAGAACCAGGCUCCUGAGGCGACUCAUCCCGAAGUGGCGGCUGUUGAGACGACCGAAAAAGCAGACCAGCCUGCACCACAAGCACCAGUCAAACCUGGUCUCAGUCGCGACCCAUCGACUUACUCCAAAGUUAGCAGCCUCUAUGAUUCGGAGUCUGACGGAGAAGAGUUCUUCGAUGCUAUUGAUGCCGGCGAGAUCGAAGUAGAGGACUUCAGCAAGGUUGAUGAGAGCAAGAUACAAAGUCCUCAAUAUGAAAGUGCUGAGCUUCGGGCUGUGAAGAGCACUGUCAUUGCACCCUCUUUCAAGGGUUACGAAGCACCAGUGAGAGAGCGACUUAAGAUGGACGCGGAUGACCGGCCGAAGAUCUCGCUUUGGGGUAUCCUGAAGUCUAUGAUCGGAAAGGAUAUGACGAAGAUGACGCUACCGGUGUCUUUCAACGAACCAACUUCACUGCUUCAGCGAGUGGCCGAGGAUCUCGAGUACACUGAUCUCCUUGAUAUCGCUGCUGAUCGCACCGAUUCGAUGGAACGCCUGGUUUACGUGGCCACGUAUGCCGCGAGUGAGUAUGCCUCAACCAUUGGCCGUGUUGCGAAGCCCUUCAACCCUCUUCUCGGCGAAACCUUCGAGUAUGUGCGUCCGGAUAAAGGAUAUCGUUUCUUCGUGGAGCAAGUUAGCCACCAUCCACCGAUUGGCGCUGCGUGGGCUGAGUCGCCCAAAUGGGAUUACUGGGGUGAAUCCUCUCUCAAGUCCAAGUUCUACGGGAAAUCGUUUGACAUCAACCUGCUGGGUACAUGGUUCCUGAAGCUGCGACCUGCCUCCGGAGGCGAGGAACUCUAUACCUGGAAGAAGGUCACCUCAUCGGUCAUCGGCAUUAUCACAGGCAACCCCACAGUCGACAACUACGGCCUUAUGGAAAUCAAGAACUGGACCACCGGCGAAGUGUGCUAUCUGGACUUCAAACCCCGUGGCUGGAAGGCCUCGUCGGCCUACCAAGUCACAGGAAAGGUCGUCGAUAAGGACGGCUCCCCCAAGUGGAGUAUUGGUGGCCGCUGGAACGACAAGAUCUACGCCCGCCAUACUCCUGGCUUCGAGGCGCCUGUUUCCGGCCAGGACCCCGAGUCUGCUAAGACCUUCCUGGUCUGGCAGGCUCAUGCGCGUCCCACGGGUGUGCCCUUCAACCUGACCCCAUUUGUCAUCACGCUCAAUGCUCUCCCGGAUGGUUUGAAGGAAUGGCUCCCUCCCACGGACACUCGACUGCGACCCGAUCAGCGUGCCAUGGAAGACGGUGAAUACACCUUGGCUGCUGAUGAGAAGCACCGCGUGGAGGAGAAGCAACGUGCCAAGCGCAGAGAGCGUGAUACAAACGGCGAGGUCUACGAGCCGCAAUGGUUUACUCGUGACAAGUGUCCUAUCACCGGAGAGGAAUUCUGGGCUCACAAUGGGAAGUAUUGGGAGUCCAGAGAGGCGCAUGACUGGACUCGAUCAGAGGAUAUCUUCUGA